CUCCCCAGGUCGUUGCACCCCCCAAGAAAAAAUUGCAGGGGCGCCUUAGAGUGGCGAGCUCAUUACCAACAUGAGUUUCGUGACCAAAAUACUGCAAAAAGCCGAGUCCGAGCCUGGUCUGCAUUAUCGGAAUCCUAGUAUUCCUCAUGCCUGCAGUAUUCCCGGAGGGCUCAGCAUUGGGUCUAAGAUCUACAUACACGGGUUAUUAUCCAAGGACGCGAGCAGAUUCGCCAUUAAUCUCCAGAGGGGUGCUGACCCGGACAUCGCCGACUUACACUUACACCUACUGGCCAAGCUGGGACGAUCUCCCGUGGUGGUAUGGAACACACGACUCCGGGAAUUAUGGGGUACCGAGGAGCAGCUUAGCGGAUCGUUUCCGUUCCCCUUCGCCCCUAAGACAUUCCUACUCGCCAUCACUGCCUACAUGGACUCCUUCGAAAUCGAGAUUAUCGGAUCUUCUGCCAACUUCUCGAUCAAAGUACGAGAUGGAUUGCCGAUAUCUUCCAUCACCCACCUGGCGAUCGAGGCUGAGCUCUCCGUUCGGGCGAUACAUAUACCAGUGGAGAACAUGCCGAGGAACUUACGUUUAAGUUUGGGGAGUGGGGCGAAGGUGGGCGAUAUUUUUUACAUCCGAGGGCAGCCCACUGAGGAGGCGAAGAGUUUUAUCAUCAACUGGCAGAACGGCCCUGCAAAGAUGGACGAUGUCCUCUUCCAGUUGAAUCCUCGACUGGAAGAGGGUCGCGUCGUCAGGAACAGCAGACUGGACGACGAAAUGGGUUCUGAAGAGAGUUCCAAGGACCUUCCACUCACUCCUGGAACACCCUUUCAGCUAACGGUGGGGGUGUUCUCUCUCGCAUUCGAAACGUACCUGGAUGACAAAGAAUGGUGCAGCUUUAAACACAGGCAAGAUGUUGCUCAGGCGAAAACUCUUUUCCUGGAAGGUGAUCUACAACCUACGGAUAUAUGCAUCGAUUUAGCUCAGAUGAAUCCUCCAAACGUAUCUCUCAAUGGAAAAAAUCUGAAAUCCAGAGGUGUCCGCCUUCAGCUCAUGUGUCCUGAAGUUCCAGUCAAUUCGAGAGUGACAGGAGGAUUUGAAAAAGGAUGCCUGCUUUUAAUAUCCGGAAAAAUUCACACAACUCCAAAAAAACUCCAGGUGGCGGCACAGUGUGGUGAUGGUACGGAGGAGGAGUGUGACAUCGCCCUUCGUUAUUCCGUUGUAUGGGAAGUAGAUGGAAGUCCAAAGAUCACAAUGAACUCCAAGGAAGACGAUGCUUGGGGACAGUUGGUUAAAUCAGAAGAGGUCUUGGAAUCAUUGCGACCUGGCAGCCAUUUUGACCUGCUCAUCUACUACUCAGAGGACGGUUUUCGAUGCUUCCUUGAUGGUCAAGAACAUGCCCAUCUUCCAUACAGACUGGAAGAUCUUCGUCCAGAUCACGUGACUGUUUGUGGGGACGUUCAGAUACAGAGGCUGUUGUUACUUUGAUAUGAUUGGACAAUCAUCCUCAGUUGACGACUCUACUCGGCUGUAAGAAAUAUCGACCACAUCGUUUUAUUUUUUAAAAAAAUUUGAAAACAAUUCGAUGAAGUUUAAUAAUACAAUUGACUCCUUCAUGAUUACUUUGAAGAAAUCAAUUAAUGUAAUUAAGUAAUUCGAAAGUGUCUAGAAGAAAUAAUUUGAAUUACCUCAAAGAAAUAGCUGUUGAAAGGAGUUGAUUAACUGGAAAAAAAUCCGCGUUCGAUGGAGUCAAUUAGUUAAAACAAUAAAUGUUGUAAUAAUCCGAAUAAUUGAAAGAAGUAAUUGAUCAGAACCAAUAAAUUUAUUGUUUGAUGGAUAUAAUUAAUUUGAAUUAUUAAGUGGAUAUAGUAAAUUAAUUGGAAGGAGUUUUUCAAUAUAUUUGAUACACCUGUGACUGUUGAAAUUAAAAGGCAACUGUGAAUAGUUUUGAUAUUCGAAAUGGAAUAAUCCUAUCUCUUACAGCCUCGUAAAUUCGUGUCUCGGAAAGAGUGUAUAAAAACAAAUUGUUAAUAACAAAUGGUGUGCUGAAAUUAUUAUUUUAUGCUUGUUAGUGCAUUGAAAAAUUUUAUUAGUGUUGAUCUCUACAUGUACAGAGAGCUUGUAUUAUAAUGCAAAAUGUAAAAUUAAAGAGUUUUUACUGUA
Parasteatoda tepidariorum (common house spider) is the source of this 2158-nucleotide messenger RNA. RefSeq names its product 32 kDa beta-galactoside-binding lectin. NCBI's taxonomy places the organism in Eukaryota, Metazoa, Arthropoda, Arachnida, Araneae, Theridiidae. Gene Ontology annotation, molecular function: galactoside binding; carbohydrate binding. The record is from RefSeq and is a predicted model, not a curated record.